This is a messenger RNA of Parnassius mnemosyne (clouded apollo), 1668 nucleotides long. NCBI's taxonomy places the organism in Eukaryota, Metazoa, Arthropoda, Insecta, Lepidoptera, Papilionidae. The record is from the annotation of a GenBank genome assembly.
AUGGCUGGGAAACUGAAUAAAUUUGAAACUCCCAGCUCCGCCAGCUCUGAUAGCGAUAUGGAGCUUGCCUUGGAGCUGAGUGAGCAGGUGUUCAUCGACGAAGACGACUACACGCGCGCCCCGGCGUCGCCCACCACCGUGCCCAAUGUUAGACCCUACCGCCCACCCUCCACAGGUUCCAACAUUACAAAAUCACCGCGUGCGCGUCGCGUGCGUACCGCGUCGAUGUCGCAGUCGACGAAGCGCACGGCUGCCGAAAGCAUACUGCAUGCCGACAGACGUACAAUAUACACAGCCGGCCGGCCCCCUUGGUACAAUUGUACCGGAGGCCAGGAGGUUGAACCCUUCCUUAUAGGUAUUUGCGGUGCGAGUGCUUCAGGUAAAACAACGGUCGCAGCUAAAAUAAUUGAAUCUCUCAACAUACCGUGGGUCACUAUAGUCAGCAUGGACUCUUUUUAUAAAGUUUUGAACGAGAAGCAACACCAAGCGGCACAGCGCAAUGAAUACAACUUCGACCACCCGGACGCGUUCGACAUGGAUCUGCUGGUGACCGUGCUACAGAGGCUCAAGGAGGGCAAGAAGGUGGAGGUACCCAUAUACAACUACGUCACACACGCGCGGGAAAGUCGGACUAAAACUAUGUAUGGCGCGAACGUGAUCAUCUUCGAGGGCAUCCUGGCGUUCUACCAUGCGGACGUGGUGCGCAUGCUGGACAUGAAGGUGUUCGUCGACACAGACGCAGACAUACGGCUAGCCAGGCGUCUCAGAAGGGACAUAGUGCAACGCGGACGAGACCUAGAGGGCGUACUAAAGCAGUACAUGACGUACGUGAAGCCCGCAUACCAGAGCUACAUCGCGCCUUGCAUGGCGCACGCAGAUAUAAUUGUGCCGCGCGGCGGAGAGAACCACGUCGCCAUACACCUCAUAGUGCAGCACGUGCACAAGCAGCUGCAGCUGCGCGGGUUCAAAGUGAGGGAAAAGUUGGCGGUAGCUCACAUUGGACAGCCACUACCCGACUCACUAUAUGUGCUUAAAGACACGCCUCAGGUGCAAGGUCUGCACACGUUCAUCCGCAACAAGGACACCUCCAGAGAUGAGUUCAUCUUCUACUCGAAGAGGCUGAUGCGGCUCGUUAUAGAGUUCGCUCUGUCCCUAUUGCCAUACUCCGAAGUCGACGUCGACACUCCACAAGGAUUCAACUACAAAGGUCGCAAAUGUGACGUGGAGAAGAUAUGCGGUGUGUCGAUACUGCGGGCGGGUGAGACCAUGGAACAGGCCAUCUGCGACGUCUGCAAGGACAUACGCAUCGGCAAAAUACUCAUACAGACCAACCAGCAGACUGACGAGCCCGAGCUGUACUACCUGCGGCUGCCGAAGGAUAUCAAGGACUACCGCGUAGUGCUGAUGGACGCCACGGUGGCGACCGGCGCGGCCGCCAUCAUGGCCAUCCGCGUGCUGCUGGACCACGACGUGCCCGAGCACAACAUCAGCCUCGUCUCGCUGCUCAUGGCCGAGAUCGGCGUGCACUCCAUCGCGUACGCCUUCCCGCAGGUUAAAAUCGUAACAUCAGCACUCGACCCAGAAAUCAAUGAGAAGUUCUACGUACUUCCUGGAAUAGGCAACUUUGGUGACCGAUACUUCGGCACUGAACCCUCUUACGACGAGUGA